AUGGCGGAAAUUCAAAAAAAGAAGAGAGUUUUUCUAUCAGUGGAGCAGAAGAUGCAAAUUGCCGAACAAUUACAGAAGGGAAUGACGGUGAAGGCACUUUCUCGAGAAUAUGGAGUAUCGCCGGAUGUGAUUCAUCGGAUUCGACGAGAGUGUACACUCCUAUCCGCUUUUGGGACCCGCGGGGGCCAUGUAUUACAGCAUAAAAAUCGAAGAAGAUCUUCGGUCGAAGAUUUAGAAGAGCGAUUGUAUACAUGGUUCGUUCAACAACGAGUGAUGGGAAACCCUAUAACAGAUUUGCUGUUGCUGGAAAAGGCCCGCGAAAUGUUGGCUGCGCACGGAGGAACCUCAUAUGCCGGAAGCAAGGGCUGGUUGUGGAGAUUCAAACAACGCUAUGCGAUCCACUUAGCCCAUGCUCAUGGUGAAAAAGCAAGUGCUGACAAAGAUGGUGCGCAAAAUUUCAUAAAAACAUUCAAUGACAAAAUCGCGGAAGAGGAUAUAAAUUUAAAUUUAGUCUUUAAUAUGGACGAAGCAGGCCUUUUAUGGAAAACUAUUCCUUCGAAAAGCCUUAUAACAGAUACUGAAAGUAAAUUGGAAGGCAGAAAAUUAAAAAAGGAUAGGGUGUCCAUUUGUUUCUGUAGUAAUGCAACUGGCACCCAUAAAUUGGCCCCGAUUUUAUCCACAAAUUUCAAAAUCCACGAGCUUUGA
Osmia bicornis bicornis is the source of this 705-nucleotide messenger RNA. RefSeq names its product jerky protein homolog. NCBI's taxonomy places the organism in Eukaryota, Metazoa, Arthropoda, Insecta, Hymenoptera, Megachilidae. The record is from RefSeq and is a predicted model, not a curated record. Gene Ontology annotation, cellular component: nucleus. The transcript has a single exon. Gene Ontology annotation, molecular function: DNA binding. The coding region runs from base 1 to 705 and encodes 234 amino acids.